Molecule: messenger RNA, 2823 nt
Organism: Sorex fumeus (smoky shrew)
Lineage: Eukaryota; Metazoa; Chordata; Mammalia; Eulipotyphla; Soricidae
Gene: EXT2
Product: exostosin glycosyltransferase 2
Exons: 14
Coding region: 179-2338 (719 amino acids)
Cellular component (GO): membrane
Molecular function (GO): glycosyltransferase activity
Source: RefSeq, a predicted model, not a curated record
CUGAUCCCGGGGCGCGCGCGCGCGCGCGCGCUGAGGCUCGCUGAGACCCGGCCGUGGCCGUGGCGGCCGCCCCCUCGGCAUCACACCCGCCCGGGUGGCAUGAGCCGGUGAUCGCGCGCGGGGCCGAGCGGGAGCAGCCGUGGCCGAGGAGUGGGAGGAGGAGGCUGCGUGUGCCAGCAUGUGCGCGUCGGUCAAGUACAACCUCCGGGGUCCCGCCCUCAUCCCAAGGAUGAAGACCAAGCACCGCGUCUACUACAUCGCGCUCUUCUCCGUGGUGCUGCUGGGCCUCAUCGCCACGGGCAUGUUCCAGUUCUGGCCGCACUCCAUCGAGUCGGCGGCGGCCGAGUGGGGCGCGGCGCGGCGCAGCGCGCGGGACGUGCCCGUGGUGCGCCUGGCGGCCGACGCGCCCCUGCCCGAGCGCGGCGACCUCAGCUGCCGCAUGCACACGUGCUUCGACGUGUACCGCUGCGGCUUCAACCCCCGGCACAAGAUCAAGGUGUACAUCUACGCGCUGCGCAAGUACGUGGACGCGGCGGGCGCGCCCGUGGGCCACGCGCUCUCCCGCGAGUACAACGAGCUGCUCGCGGCCAUCGCCGACAGCGACUACUACACGGACGACAUCGGCCGCGCCUGCCUCUUCGUGCCCUCCAUCGACCUGCUGAGCCAGGGCGCGCUGCGCGUGCGGGAGACGGCGCAGGCGCUGGCGCAGCUCUCCAGGUGGGAUCGGGGUACCAAUCACCUGCUCUUCAACAUGUUGCCUGGAGGCCCCCCAGAUUAUAACACAGCCCUGGACGUCCCAAGAGACAGGGCCCUGUUGGCCGGUGGCGGCUUUUCCACAUGGACUUACCGCCAAGGCUACGACGUCAGCAUUCCUGUCUAUAGCCCGUUGUCUGCCGAAGUGGAGCUUCCGGAAAAAGCACCCGGCCCGCGGCGGUACUUCCUCCUGUCCUCGCAGAUGGGCCUCCACGCUGAGUACCGGGACGAGCUGGAGGCACUGCAGGCCCGGCACGGGGACUCGGUGCUGGUGCUGGACAAGUGCACCAACCUCUCGGAGGGCACCCUAUCGGUGCGCAAGCGCUGCCACAAGCACCAGGUCUUCGAGUACCCGCAGGUGCUGCAGGAGGCCACUUUCUGCGUGGUGCUUCGAGGUGCGCGGCUGGGCCAGGCGGCACUGAGUGACGUGCUGCGGGCCGGCUGUGUCCCAGUCAUCAUGGCCGACUCCUACGUGCUGCCUUUCUCCGAGGUCCUUGACUGGAAGAGGGCAUCGGUGGUGGUACCCGAGGAGAAGAUGCCGGAGGUGUACACCAUCCUGCAGAGCAUCCCCCAGAGGCAGAUUGAGGAGAUGCAGAGACAGGCUCGCUGGUUCUGGGAAGCAUACUUCCAGUCCAUCAAGGCCAUCGCUCUGGCCACCCUGCAGAUUAUCAAUGACCGGAUCUACCCGUAUGCUGCCCUCUCCUAUGAGGAAUGGAAUGACCCUCCUGCCGUGAAGUGGGCCAGCGUGAGCAACCCCCUCUUCCUCCCCCUGAUCCCACCGCAGUCCCAGGGCUUCACCGCCAUCGUCCUCACCUAUGACCGCGUGGAGAGUCUCUUCCGGGUCAUCACCGAGGUGUCCAAGGUGCCCAGCCUCUCCAAGCUGCUGGUCGUGUGGAACAACCAGAAUAAAAGCCCCCCCGAAGAAUCUCUCUGGCCCAAAAUCCGGGUUCCGUUAAAAGUUGUGAGGACCGCCGAGAACAAGCUGAGUAACCGUUUCUUUCCUUACGACGAGAUCGAAACAGAGGCCGUUCUGGCCAUCGAUGACGAUAUCAUCAUGCUGACCUCGGAUGAGCUGCAGUUCGGUUACGAGGUCUGGCGGGAGUUUCCUGACCGCCUGGUGGGUUACCCAGGCCGUCUGCAUCUCUGGGACCACGAGAUGAACAAGUGGAAGUAUGAGUCGGAAUGGACCAACGAGGUGUCCAUGGUGCUUACGGGAGCAGCUUUUUAUCACAAGUAUUUCAAUUACCUGUACACCUACAAAAUGCCCGGGGACAUCAAGAACUGGGUCGACGCUCACAUGAACUGUGAAGACAUCGCCAUGAACUUCCUGGUGGCCAACGUCACGGGGAAGGCUGUCAUCAAGGUAACACCACGAAAGAAAUUCAAAUGUCCCGAGUGCACGGCCAUCGACGGGCUCUCGCUGGACCAGACACACAUGGUGGAGAGGUCCGAGUGCAUCAACAAGUUUGCCUCAGUCUUCGGGACCAUGCCCCUCAAGGUGGUCGAGCACCGGGCCGACCCCGUUCUGUAUAAGGACGACUUUCCUGAGAAGCUGAAGAGUUUCCCCAACAUCGGCAGCCUGUGAAGCACACCCUGGGAGGAGGGGGAGGCAGAGCCCUCCCUCUACCCCUGAGACCCAGGGAUCUCAGAGUGGACCACGGCCCUGGCGUCCAGCGUCUCGGCCCUGUCCCCCACGGUGCCCUGAGCCUGCAGUGCCCAGUCUAGCCCUGUGUCCCUCCUGCCCGCCCUGAGGAAGCUGGGGGGGAGGCAGGGGUUGGCACGGAGGGUGUGUGUGUGUGUGGGCCAGCUCAGAAGAUACGUGCCACCAAGGGCAGGAAGAGAACGUGGGGGGAACAGGGACCCUCACAGCAGUCAGAGCCAUUUCAGGAGAAGCCAAGGUGCUCAGAAUUCGGGCCCGAGCCCGCCUCCCUGUGGGGUUGCAUGGGCCCCCACCCCCCCUUGGGGGGCAUGAGGAUUGGGGGUAGGGGGUGAGGGGUAGCCUCAGGGUCUGUGCAGUGUCCAGAACACCCAGUCAGGUGCCAGCCAGUGAGUCACACCAGCAGCUCUCCC